ACUCAAGCUGCCUAGUAAGCUACUAUUAUUCAGUACCUAGUAACUGGGUAUACAACAUCAACAUCAAAUCCAAAUCCAUCAGCGACGUCAACCCCAUAACUCUACGCUCGCGCCGAACUUUGCGAACCUCAAAACACGACUUGAUCUUUGAAAAUGGAUUCUCUAGUAUCGCAAUACAGUACACCUGCUUACGAGCAGGAAGCUCCUCAAGAAGACCAGAUGGAGUUAUACCAACCAGCUCCUGGCUUGUCUUUGAAAUUCGCCAUGCCUCCUGUCGCACAUCCAUCCGCUUGGCUCCGCGCAGCUACCGAUGACCAUGCGAACCCAAACUGUCCCAUUAAGAUCGCUCACGGUACCACAACUUUAGCAUUCAGAUUCCAAGGUGGAAUCAUUGUAGCAACAGAUUCAAGAGCAACGGCAGGGAACUGGAUCGCAAGUCAGACUGUUAAGAAGGUUAUUGAAAUUAACAACUGCUUAUUGGGCACAAUGGCUGGUGGUGCUGCUGAUUGUCAAUAUUGGCUCGCAUAUCUUGGUAUGCAAUGCAGACUUCACGAACUUCGUCACAAACGCCGAAUUUCCGUCGCAGCUGCUUCUAAGAUUCUUGCAAACCUCGUUUAUAGAUACAAGGGUAUGGGAUUAUCCAUGGGAACUAUGUGUGCCGGUGUUACCAAGGAAGAAGGGCCCGCACUUUACUAUAUCGAUUCCGACGGAACUAGAUUGAGUGGAAACCUCUUUUGCGUUGGAUCCGGUCAAACCUUCGCAUAUGGUGUUUUGGAUGCCGAAUACUCAUACGAUUUGAGCGAGGAAGCAGCCUUGGAGUUGGGGAGAAGAAGUAUUUUGGCCGCUACACACAGGGACGCCUAUUCUGGAGGUUUCAUCAAUUUAUACCAUGUUAAGGAAGACGGAUGGGUCAAGCACGGAUUCAAUGAUACCAACCCAAUAUUCUGGAAGACUAAGUUGGAGAAGGGUGAAUUUUCUAAUGUUACUAGCGAGCUGGUUUAAGAUGGCGGCAUGAUUUAAUGAGCGAAGGAAAGAUUUCUUUAAAAUGUGUCAUUAGCAUGGACGCAGGAGCAUGGCUGGCCUGAGGCCGUGUAUACUAUUGCUUCACUCACGAGUUUUAUCACCUAUGAAGAUAAUGUCAAGAAGCAAAGAAUCUACCCA
This is a messenger RNA of Botrytis cinerea B05.10, 1161 nucleotides long. RefSeq names its product Bcpre2 (gene Bcpre2). Lineage: Eukaryota; Fungi; Ascomycota; Leotiomycetes; Helotiales; Sclerotiniaceae. Gene Ontology annotation, cellular component: proteasome core complex. Gene Ontology annotation, molecular function: threonine-type endopeptidase activity. The record is from RefSeq and is a predicted model, not a curated record. The transcript is spliced from 3 exons. Bases 154 to 1002 code for a protein of 282 amino acids.